AAGAACUAUUGGUUCAUGGUUCCAAUAAUUGGUUUCAUACCUUGGUUAGGUAUGCUUAUCACAAUGUUAAUCUGUUGGGCCGCUCAAGGGCACCCACUCUAUCCGUUCAAUAGCGGUUAUCAAUAUCCUGUUUAUAUAUCUUAUAUUGGGGCAACUAACCUACGUCCGUUAUUUAUAAGUUGUGCAGGUUGGCAAGGUUUAUUCUACACAAUCACUUUACUUGUGGAGUAUUUUUUGAGAAAGACUGGUAGAUUACAAUAUUGGUUUAAGAAAGAUGAAAGAAAUUUAUUAUUUGCUGCUUGCAUCUUGGGUAUUAUUGGUUCUUUAGGGAUUUUGUUUGUUGCAAUUUUCAGUAUAAAGAAUUAUGACAAUGUUCAUCAUGCUAUGCUUGGUGUUUUCUUAGCAUUUAUUUGUCUUUCAAUCAUUUGUUUAUGUGCUCAAUAUUGCAUGAUGGGCUUGCACUAUAGAAACAUUCACGUUCAUCAUAAAUAUUGGAACAAGUUUACCAUUUCAUUCUAUUUGAAGGUUUUCUUUGUUGUUGCCGCCAUCAUAUUUGCAAUUUGCUUUGGUGCUGUUAGUAAUAGAAGUGUCAGUUCCUGUUUUGAAUGGACUUUAGCAUUUUGGUACAUUGUCAUCUUUUUGAUUUUUGCAUGGGAUCUA
Molecule: messenger RNA, 660 nt
Organism: Hansenula anomala
Lineage: Eukaryota; Fungi; Ascomycota; Saccharomycetes; Phaffomycetales; Wickerhamomycetaceae
Gene: SFK1
Product: Sfk1p
Exons: 1
Cellular component (GO): plasma membrane
Source: RefSeq, a predicted model, not a curated record